Messenger RNA from Pteronotus mesoamericanus, 3337 nucleotides. It is a transcript of the gene KLHL20, whose product is annotated as kelch like family member 20. NCBI's taxonomy places the organism in Eukaryota, Metazoa, Chordata, Mammalia, Chiroptera, Mormoopidae. Gene Ontology annotation, molecular function: protein binding. The coding region runs from base 203 to 1978 and encodes 591 amino acids. The record is from RefSeq and is a predicted model, not a curated record. The transcript is spliced from 11 exons.
GAAUCAUUUUGGAGAAUUCUGCUACCGUUAAGUGACAGCUCUUUCUUCAUUCCCGUCACUCGGCCAAAGCCCGGCCCACGCUUUGCUGCCUGGUUUUACUUUUCCCGGACGUCUGCAUUAAGUCACGGUCACCCUUCCAAAGGGUGUUUCCUUGCUGGGCUGCCAUUCCAAGUGCACCAACAUUCGACCAGGAGAGACGGGAAUGGACGUAACAAGCCGCUGCACCCUCGGAGACCCCAACAAACUGCCAGAAGGGGUUCCCCAGCCCGCCCGCAUGCCCUAUAUCUCGGACAAGCACCCGCGCCAAACCUUGGAAGUGAUUAACCUCCUGAGGAAGCACCGGGAGCUGUGCGACGUGGUGCUGGUUGUGGGCGCCAAGAAGAUAUACGCCCACCGAGUCAUUCUGUCAGCCUGCAGCCCCUACUUCCGAGCUAUGUUCACGGGGGAGCUGGCCGAGAGCCGGCAGACAGAGGUGGUGAUCCGAGACAUAGACGAGCGGGCCAUGGAGCUGCUGAUUGACUUUGCGUAUACCUCCCAGAUAACCGUGGAGGAGGGCAACGUCCAGACGCUCCUCCCCGCCGCCUGCCUCCUCCAGCUGGCCGAGAUACAGGAAGCCUGCUGCGAGUUCUUAAAGAGACAACUGGAUCCUUCUAACUGCCUUGGUAUUCGGGCUUUUGCUGACACACAUUCAUGUCGGGAGCUGCUAAGGAUAGCAGACAAGUUCACUCAACAUAACUUUCAAGAGGUGAUGGAAAGUGAAGAGUUCAUGUUGCUUCCAGCCAAUCAACUCAUUGAUAUAAUAUCUAGUGAUGAGCUAAAUGUUCGCAGCGAAGAACAGGUGUUCAAUGCAGUGAUGGCCUGGGUCAAAUACAGCAUCCAGGAGAGACGUCCUCAGCUGCCCCAGGUGCUGCAGCAUGUCCGUCUGCCUUUGCUUAGUCCCAAGUUCCUGGUGGGCACUGUGGGCUCGGACCCCCUCAUCAAGAGUGAUGAAGAAUGCAGAGACUUGGUAGAUGAGGCUAAAAACUAUCUCCUAUUGCCCCAAGAACGACCACUAAUGCAAGGACCAAGGACAAGACCACGGAAGCCUAUCCGGUGUGGAGAAGUACUUUUUGCAGUUGGUGGCUGGUGCAGCGGAGAUGCCAUUUCCAGUGUAGAACGAUACGACCCACAGACCAACGAAUGGCGCAUGGUAGCCUCGAUGAGCAAACGGCGGUGUGGAGUCGGGGUCAGUGUCCUUGAUGACCUGUUGUACGCAGUAGGGGGCCAUGACGGGUCCUCCUAUCUCAAUAGUGUGGAAAGGUAUGACCCCAAAACCAACCAGUGGAGCAGUGACGUGGCCCCUACCAGCACCUGCAGGACAAGCGUCGGUGUGGCAGUGCUGGGAGGCUUUCUCUAUGCCGUCGGUGGCCAGGAUGGCGUGUCUUGCCUCAACAUUGUUGAGAGGUACGAUCCAAAGGAGAACAAGUGGACCCGAGUGGCCUCGAUGAGCACGCGGAGGCUGGGCGUGGCCGUGGCCGUGUUAGGAGGCUUUCUCUAUGCCGUAGGCGGCUCUGAUGGGACAUCUCCACUCAACACAGUGGAGCGCUACAACCCUCAGGAAAACCGGUGGCACACCAUAGCCCCCAUGGGGACACGAAGGAAGCACCUCGGCUGCGCGGUGUACCAGGACAUGAUCUACGCCGUGGGGGGCAGAGACGACACCACGGAGCUCAGCAGUGCCGAGAGGUACAACCCCAGGACUAACCAGUGGUCUCCGGUGGUGGCUAUGACGUCCCGCCGCAGCGGGGUCGGCCUGGCCGUGGUGAACGGACAGCUCAUGGCUGUAGGGGGCUUUGACGGCACCACAUACUUAAAGACCAUUGAAGUCUUUGAUCCUGAUGCCAACACGUGGAGGCUGUAUGGCGGGAUGAAUUACCGUCGGCUGGGGGGUGGUGUAGGCGUUAUUAAGAUGACACACUGUGAGUCCCAUAUAUGGUGAACAUCGAGAGGACAGCUCUGUGGGGGCUCCUCUGUAUCCUGGAGCACUUUGACUUUGGAGCUUUCUACAGCUCGAGGAAACACUAGAACAAAUUUUAUUCUUUGCCAGUGCCUCAACAUACGGAAAUACAAAUACCAACACAAGGAAAGGACUUCACCUAUAGGAUGCCAUCUUUGCACAGUAAUUUUCAGUUCUGUGCAGAAUAUUUAUUUUUAGUUUUAAUUUUUCAUGGAUUUUUUUUUGUUUCCCUCCCAACCAAAAAAGAAGAAAUUUCCAAGCAGUAAAAUAUUAUUUUAAGAUACUAAGUUAGAAAAUGCUAAUAAGGGGAGAAGAGCUGUAUAUGAUCUAGCUGUUAUUUCUAGGCACUCCACCCCUAUGACCCCACUCCUUGCAAGGACUACCAGUGACAAAGAUCAGUAUGCAAAGUGUAUCAGUUAGCCAUCAUUCUUGCACUAAGCACCAGAACACUUGAAAAUCUUUUUAAAAAUGAAGCAUCUCAUUUUAACUAGUACAACUCAAAAGGAAUAUUAAAUCCAUAAAACCAGAACUCUACAAGUGUCCAUCAGUGGAACUCUGCAACUUGUUUUUUUCCCCGUAUGAACUUGUUUUCUGCUAUACUUAAAGUCUUUUUUCCACAAUAUUUUCAUAGAGUUUCUGCUAGAUCUAGAGCCCUACUCAGUGCCUCUCCAGACGCAGUAUACGAUUCUCAUACAGUCUUGAGAAUCCCCCAGUGGUAUCAUGCAACUCUACGAGUUUUUACUCAGAAACAUUGCUUACCGACUGAAGCACCGCUCCUUCUGAUUUUUGUGCCGCUCCCAAGGAUCAGCAGGGGGAAUGUCCUGUCCCCAGCAGUGAACUCUGUCAUGCAGUUUACACUUGAUGCUCAGGCCUGCUGAAGUGGGGGCUCACCUGUAACCAUGGCCUCCACGGAGUGAAGUCUUCAGUUCAUGCGACAGUACCUGGGAAUGGGUGGGAAACCAACUGAGGCAUUUUAUUGCUAUCGUGGUUCUUUUAUACAACUAUAUAUCACUAUCCUCAUUCUAUAAAGCCACUGUUACUGCUUCUCUCACAUUGCACUUUUGAAGCAAAGUUUGAAAGUUCUAAGGAAAAAUAUGAUACAACUUCAGAGGUUAUCAUUGUGUUCAUAGACCUUUUUCAGGAAAACCUUUAAAUAAGACUUUAUCCACAACAAAAGGAACAACCUUCUCCUCCUUCCCCCCACCCCACUAAAAAUGUUUGGCAACUUUUGUGUUUACAUUUAAAAAUCAUUUGCACCUUUACAAGGAAAAAAAUAAGUAUUUGGUAAACAGUUGUUUACGUGUAUCAUUUAUGCUUUUUUCUAGCAUGUAUAACUUUUUA